AUGCCUGGCCGAAGAAGCUCGAACGCGGCUGAGAAUGCAAACUACGCAUCUAGUUCGUCAACACAUACGUCCAAAAGUUUUGAACUCCAAGCAGCAACAAACGAGCUUCGCAAGGGCAAAAGCGAGUCAAGCGAAAGAAGGCGCAUUCAGAAUCGGAUCAACCAGCGUGCAUUCAGGGCUCGACAGAAGUCUGGCGAGGUGGUAUGCAAUCGCGGCAUCCGCGAUUGGCAUGUUCUCGGCUCAUCUCACGGAGAGCGAAAGUCUGUGCAGGCAUCACAUGAAGAUUUCGAAAGCGAACGCAUGCGCAUGUCGCAUUCCGGAUCAAACACGUUCACGGCAGCAACACCAGUAAUCUCGACGAUGAGGUCGCCAGACCUGGACACCAGCAACGUGUGGGAUGAUCUUGCAGUCCUGAUCAACAGCAAUUUCCUCGGCGCAAUUGAGGAGAACGCGAGACAAGUUGGAAUCACCACUGCUACUCUCCAUGGGGGCUCUAUGCAUGUUCUGGCUCGAGCUUCCACUCCACUCUCAACUCCGCCUUCACUCUGGCCACACGAGCUUCAAUUUCACGUGCCCCACGAUUUAAUCAUCGACGUGAUACCACAUAUGCAGCUUCGCUCUAACAUUCUUGCGGCCGUGAACGACGGAGCUCUCAACCAGUCCGAGUUCUGUGCUGCACUGCGAGCGUCUGGUUCAUUGGAGAACGUUGCAGGACAGUGGUUGCGCAACGGGAUGGUCGUGUGGAACAGUGUACCCACCCAGGCGUCCAACUGGGAAAUCUCGGAUGCGGUCUGGUGCAAAUGGGGUUUCCUCUUUCGCGGGUGCCAGGACCUGAUCGAUGGAACCCACAUGUGGAGGGCCGGGCGUGGCGAUCCUGCACUACGCUGA
Messenger RNA from Dissoconium aciculare CBS 342.82, 888 nucleotides. RefSeq lists its product as uncharacterized. Bases 1 to 888 code for a protein of 295 amino acids. The transcript has a single exon. Lineage: Eukaryota; Fungi; Ascomycota; Dothideomycetes; Mycosphaerellales; Dissoconiaceae. The record is from RefSeq and is a predicted model, not a curated record.